CAGGCAGGAACCAUAAUGAAGACUUUCAUUCUUCUGGCUCUGUUCGCAGUGGCUUAUGCCGCUCCCAUCGAUGAUGAGGAUGACAAGAUUGUUGGAGGCUACGAGUGCAGAAAGAACUCUGUGCCCUACCAGGUCUCUCUGAACAGCGGCUACCACUUCUGUGGAGGCUCCCUGAUCUCCAGCACCUGGGUGGUGUCUGCUGCUCACUGCUACAAGUCCCGUGUGCAGGUGCGUCUUGGUGAGCACAACAUUGCUGUCAAUGAGGGCACAGAGCAGUUCAUCAGCUCUGCUAAGGUCAUCCGUCACCCCAGAUACAGCAGCCGCAACCUGGACAAUGACAUCAUGCUCAUCAAGCUGAGCAAGCCCGCCACCCUGAACAGCUACGUCCGCACCGUGUCCCUGCCCUCCAGCUGUGCCAGCUCUGGCACCAGCUGUCUGAUCUCUGGAUGGGGCAACACCAGCAGCUCUGGAAGCAACUACCCUGAUCGUCUGAGGUGCCUGAAUGCCCCCAUCCUGAGCGACAGCAGCUGCAGGAACUCCUACCCUGGUCAGAUCACCUCCAACAUGUUCUGUGCUGGAUUCCUCGAGGGAGGCAAGGACUCCUGCCAGGGAGACUCUGGUGGCCCCGUGGUGUGCAACGGUCAGCUGCAGGGUGUUGUGUCCUGGGGUUAUGGCUGCGCCCAGAGGAACAAGCCUGGUGUCUACGCCAAGGUCUGCAACUACAACUCCUGGAUUCGCAGCACCAUGUCCUCCAACGCUCAGACAGGAACCAUAAUGAAGGCUUUCAUUCUUCUGGCUCUGUUCGCAGUGGCUUUUGCCGCUCCCAUCGAUGAUGAGGAUGACAAGAUUGUUGGAGGCUACGAGUGCAGAAAGAACUCUGUGCCCUACCAGGUCUCUCUGAACAGCGGCUACCACUUCUGUGGAGGCUCCCUGAUCUCCAGCACCUGGGUGGUGUCUGCUGCUCACUGCUACAAGUCCCGCAUGCAGGUGCGUCUUGGUGAGCACAACAUUGCUCUCAAUGAGGGUACAGAGCAGUUCAUCAACUCUGCUAAGGUCAUCCGUCACCCCAGAUACAGCAGCCGCAACCUGGACAAUGACAUCAUGCUCAUCAAGCUGAGCAAGCCUGCCACCCUGAACAGCUACGUCCGCACCGUGUCCCUGCCCUCCAGCUGUGCCAGCUCUGGCAUCCGCUGUCUGAUCUCUGGAUGGGGCAACACCAGCAGCUCUGGAAGCAACUACCCUGAUCGUCUGAGGUGCCUGGAUGCCCCCAUCCUGAGCGACAGCAGCUGCAGGAACUCCUACCCUGGUCAGAUCACCUCCAACAUGUUCUGUGCUGGAUUCCUCGAUGGAGGCAAGGACUCCUGCCAGGGAGACUCUGGUGGCCCCGUGGUGUGCAACAAUCAGCUGCAGGGUGUUGUGUCCUGGGGUUAUGGCUGCGCCCAGAGGAACAAGCCUGGUGUCUACGCCAAGGUCUGCAACUACAACUCCUGGAUUCGCAGCACCAUGUCCUCCAACUAA
Larimichthys crocea (large yellow croaker) is the source of this 1518-nucleotide messenger RNA. Its product is annotated as snake venom serine protease NaSP. Gene Ontology annotation, molecular function: serine-type endopeptidase activity. Lineage: Eukaryota; Metazoa; Chordata; Actinopteri; Sciaenidae. Gene Ontology annotation, biological process: proteolysis. Bases 16 to 1518 code for a protein of 500 amino acids. The record is from RefSeq and is a predicted model, not a curated record. The transcript is spliced from 10 exons.